Molecule: messenger RNA, 3426 nt
Organism: Cynoglossus semilaevis (tongue sole)
Lineage: Eukaryota; Metazoa; Chordata; Actinopteri; Pleuronectiformes; Cynoglossidae
Product: seizure protein 6 homolog
Exons: 14
Coding region: 125-2881 (918 amino acids)
Biological process (GO): regulation of dendrite development; synapse maturation; regulation of protein kinase C signaling
Cellular component (GO): neuronal cell body; dendritic spine; endoplasmic reticulum
Source: RefSeq, a predicted model, not a curated record
UCCCCCAUUUUAUUCCCUGCUUUUUUUGUUUGUUAGUGAAGCUCUUGAAGAAUUGUUAUCAAAAUUGAAUACACACGGACCUACAACAUACAGUCGUGGGGAAUUUGAUUUAACUUUUGCAGCGAUGCAUGUGGAGCAAUCGAGGACACUCCUCACGGUGUUUGUGGUCGCUGCUGUCGUGGCCAGAAUACAGGGGCAAGAUGGCAGCCUCUUCAAACGAUCGCCGACACAGGACACAGAGAGCGAAAGUCACCAAGUAACUCUUGCGUCACCGGUAAACACACCAAACCAUCAACCUGCCUCAAAGGCACACGGGCCUCAGGAGCACCAACUUGCUAAGGACUUCCAGAGCGACCAACAAUUUUCAGCUCCCAAUCUAAUCAAGGCCCUGGACGCAGGAGACCCUGCAACUGAACUGGUACCCCACGAGGAUGCACCAGCUUUUUCAGAGAUUGUCUCUUCCGCCACUGUGGCCGCCACGUCUCCACUGAACAUCUUGUUAACUGCAACGUCGAGAUCACCUCAAAUGAAGGUCUUCAAGAUGAGCCGGGAAAAAGACAUGACAAAGUCAUCAACCGAUUUGGGCGGUGACCAAAUCCCAGUGACUUCUCCGCCCUCACAGAACAGUUGGUCACUUGGAUAUUUAUCAGAGAGCGUUAAUAAAGAGCACGACGAGGAACCACGGCUGUCACCGAUGACCACCUCUGACUAUUUACUUCACAAGCCAACCACGAAGUCACAAGUGGAGAGUACGGCCAAAGUAGACAGAGUGAACUACACGACUACAACCAGCACAACAACAUUAGGACCAUGUGGUGUAAAUUUCACUGAACCUGAGGGUGACAUCGAAAUCACUCAACAGCCUAACACUGAAGCUGAGUGUUUCUACUUGGUGACUGUGUACCUCGGAUAUGGUAUUGAAGUUCAGGUGCUAAAUGUAAGUGUUCUGGAGGAAGAGGAAGUGACAGUGGAGGAUACGGGUGGCAGUGAACCCUUCAUCCUUGCCAAGGAUUCUGCGUUGAAGAGUGGGCUUGUACUACGCAGCCAGAGCAACCAAAUUACCGUACGUUUCACGAGUGGUCGACAACAAAAAAGUGGAUUCCUCCUGUUACAUUACCAAGCUUCGAUGCUGAGCUGUUCAUCACCUAGAAAACCUUCUGGUGGAGAGGUUUCAGUGACACAUCUCCAUGUAGGUGGAGAAGCUCGUUUCCAUUGUUUUAGUGGCUACACGUUGCAAGGUCCCAGACUGCUGAUGUGUCACAACGCAACAACACCUUACUGGAGUGGAAAAGAACCACAAUGCAUAGCAUCCUGCGGGGGAUUGAUGAAAAAUGCUACGUAUGGGCGUAUCACGACUCCUGGUUUCCCUGGCAACUACAGCAACAAUCUGACAUGCCACUGGGUCCUGGAGGUCCCUGAAGGCCAUCGGCUCCAUAUUCAUUUUGAGAAAGUGGCUCUGGCAGAGGAUGAUGACAGGUUCCUUAUAAAAAAUGGCGACAAUAUAGACUCUCCACCCAUCUACGACUCCUACGAGGUCGAGUACUUGCCAGUAGAGGGUGUGCUAAGCACUGGGCGCUACCUGUUUAUAGAGUUCACAACAGAUGCUACGGUAACUUCCACUGGUGUAGCCAUCAGAUAUGAAGGCAAGUUCGUUAUAUACACAGACUAUUGUAAAGUGUUAACAUCAGUACCGCAAAAGCAUGUUGUUUUUAUUUAUCUAUUUAUUUUUGCUUUGUUUGCAGCUUUUGCAAACGACAUGUGCUACGAGCCCUUCAUAAAAUACGGCAACUUCACCAGUAGUUACCCUACUUACAGGGUCGGAACCACGGUUGAAUUUUCAUGCGACCCUGGCUACACAUUGGAGCAAGGGGCUGUCGUGAUCGAGUGUGUCAACCCCCAAAAUCCACAGUGGAAUGAAACUGAGCCAGCCUGUAGGGCUGUGUGCAGUGGGGAGGUCACAGACUCUGCCGGUGUUGUGUUGUCUCCUAAUUGGCCUGAGGCCUAUGACAAGGGGCAGGACUGCAUCUGGGGCAUCCACGUGGAGGAGGACAAGAGGAUCAUGCUCGACAUCCAAGUUCUCCAUCUGGGCAAGAAUGACCUGCUGAAGAAAGUGCAUAAAAGGUGGUUUAUAGGUAUUAAUAGAAACUGGUUCCUAACUAAUUGUCUUGUUUUUGGUGAUGCAGUAAUGAAGUGUCUGGAUCCUGGAAACGUGGAGCACAGCCAUAAGGUGAUUUCAGGUGGUCACUUCACCGUUGGAGCCACAGUGCAGUUUAUCUGUAACAAAGGCUACGUCCUCUCUGGCAGCAGCCUCCUCACCUGCUGCAACCGUGAUUUGGCUGCACCCAAGUGGAGUGAGAGGCUGCCCAAGUGUGUCCCUGAGAAGUAUGAACCCUGCAGAAACCCUGGUGCUGCGUCCACCAGUGUACAGAACUCUGAAAAAGCCUUUUACCAAGCGGGAGAGACGCUCAGCUUCUCCUGCCACUCAGGGUACGAGCUGCAGGGCCAGGCCACCAUCUACUGCAUCCCUGGACACCCAUCACUGUGGAAUAGCUCUCCACCUGCAUGUAGAGCAUCCUCAAAGCAUGCAGUGACUGAACAUAAGUUAGACGUGGUUUACAGAGAUUAUGAGCAGCAGGACACCAGUGUUAUUCUUGUUGUUUUAAUUCCAUCUGCGAUCAUCUUGGCAGUUAUUCUCGGGAUUUAUGUCUACUUUUCGAAACUACAGGGGAAGACCAUCAGAAUGCCAACAUCCUUACUGUCACAUGAAAGAAACACGAUGGAAGAGUCGUCUUUUGACAACCCUGCUUUUCAAGGUGGAGUAAGUGCAGAUGUCAUUGAUGUGCAAGACGUUUGUUCACAGAACACCAGUGUGCUGUCCUGAUCCCUUCACCUGCACCAUCUACUUCAUCUUCCCUGACCACAGCAAAGUAACUGUCACAUUCCACGUGUUUACUGUCAUCAUUAUUGUGGUAGAAUUUUCAGCCAUUAAAAUCAUAUACAUGUGUCAUGUCAAAUUGUUAUACUGUUUGCUUUGUUUCAUCCGUAUAUAUGUUGGUUGCAGGUUGGUUAUUUGUAUAUUUCUCAGUGAACAGCGUAAAAAUUUAAAUUAGAUAUUUUUGCAAUUUAUUUUUGCAACUUAAAAAAAUUAGGGGGUUAUUAAAUAUGGGAUACAAUAGGUAACCAUUGCUAAACUGUUAACGGUUAAAAAAAAAGACAACAAAUAGUUCCUACUAUCGCAAGUAGUCACCUGUUUUGUUUCUGACUGUGGUCCGGUACUGCUCUACGUCACUGAAACGUCAGCUACCCGGAUGGAUGCUAAGCUAAGCGACAAUAUUCGAUAUUGUGAAGGCACAUUUUGCUUAACGAAGAAGUUUUAACCAAACAAUAAACAUAACGUUUGGGAUACACAAGCAAAGACACAUAAAC